Messenger RNA from Tigriopus californicus, 656 nucleotides. RefSeq names its product BBSome-interacting protein 1-like (gene BBIP1). Gene Ontology annotation, biological process: cilium assembly; receptor localization to non-motile cilium. The coding region runs from base 369 to 656 and encodes 95 amino acids. NCBI's taxonomy places the organism in Eukaryota, Metazoa, Arthropoda, Copepoda, Harpacticoida, Harpacticidae. Gene Ontology annotation, cellular component: BBSome. The transcript has a single exon. The record is from RefSeq and is a predicted model, not a curated record.
ACAUUCUCAAUUCCCCUGCCAGCCAAACCUUGGAGCUGACACAUUCACCGAACCUGGCCGAGACGUGCUUGGUGGAGGCCGCUUUCCUCUCGACCCGUUCAGUCCCUCACAGCCCAUCCCCGUUCCAUACUCCACCCCAAGUCGGGACAGGCAUAAUGCUUUCCUGGUGGACCCUGAGUCUGGCUGGGAGGUUGAUGUGAAGAUUCCCAUGGUUGAAGGAAGGGACGUCCCAUUGGCAUCCGACUCAUCCGACUGUCGCUUCUUCUGGGACUGGAAUCUGUGUCUCUUCCUUGUUCCUCUUUUCAGCGAGAGGAGAGCCAGAAAGGCUGCUCGUCUUUAAGGCUGCUAGGCUGCCAAGAAACACGAAGAUGAGUGGCAGAGAAGUGGCCCCAUCAUCGUUGAGCUUGAGCGAGAUCCUGCCCAAGAAAGGACUGCUCUUCACUGAGACCCAAUCGCAAAUGGUGUUGUGCAAGCCCAAGUUGCUGCCUCUCAAGUCGUUUACCUUGCAGAAAUUGGAGGCCAUGCAGAGUGAGGCCAAGAUCAAAGCCCAAGCUCAACUCCGUCCCAACGAAGACUUGGAGCACAAUGACGAGGACGAGCAACGUUUGGCCGCCGAUGGGGCAGCCUUCAUUUCCGAGAGCGUGUCCUUUGAGUGA